AUGGAGCGAAUGGACUUCUUCGCCAGACGCGAUGAGAUAACCAAGGAAAGGUGCCGUCUACUACGAGAAAAGAAUGGAUACGUCCCCGGGGCCCAUAGGGAGGAAGACAGCAUCCGAAAUAAAGACAAGAAGCUCGACAAGACCAAGAAAAUACACCAAGAGAAGCUGGACCUCUGGCUCGACUUCACAGCAGAUCCAAGCAAUAAGUUCAAACAUUACAAAACUGUUCCCGGAUGUUCCCCUCCGAGCCAUGAUGUGGUUAAGGAAUUCAUUCGCUGGUGUGUGAGUUCUGCUACAGGCAGACUCAGCGAAGGCAAACAGCCAACUGUUAGAACUGUCAAAGCGUGGGCGGAACGAUUCUUUGGGGGAUUCAAAGAGAGCACCAAAACGGAGGUACCCCAGAAGGAUAGAAAAGAAGUAUAUGAUUGGAUAAAAAAUACAUUGACAGCAGAGGGCAUUGUCGUGGACCAGAAAAAGCAGAAGUACAACUUCAAGAGGGAUGACUUUUUGAAAGUUGUCGCCUCAAUUUGGCAAGCUGAUCAUCAAAAGUUUAUUCCCGGGCUGACAAAGGUCCUCAUACUAUUUGCUCUUCAAUUAUACCUUUUCACGGGGGCAAGAGUCGGAACUUUUAUGCCUUCUGAUGAGGAUAAACACUACAAAGGCCUUCGACACGAAGACAUCAAGUUGGUUCUAUUUCCUUCAUCCACCGCUCCAUGGGAGGUUGGAUGGAGAGUCAACCAGAAAUGGCUCAAGAAUAAUCGUGAUGAAAAGUACACAGUGUUCGGAAUCGGUAUCCGUGACAGCAACAAACCUCAAUUCGCAUCUGGCCAACUUCUCCUCGCACUCGCACUUGCACAUGGCGCGCUUUUUGGUAUAGAGACUGUUUCAGAUUUGGAAGAAUUUGAUCUAUCGAAUGGAGAGAUCCCAUUAGAAUGGAAGGAAAGUUUUAAGACGAAACCGAUUUUCCGGAAUGUCACAGCCGACGGGCCUCAAGAAAUUCCUCUUACGAACAAAGAGUUUUCCUCCUACCUACACCAGAUCUUUGAUGCAGCUGGCUACAGUGAACAUCCGACAAUACACUUUUUGCGAAGGAACCUGGCCAAGGAGGUCGAAGCAAGGUAUGGCUCUGCGCCCGUCUCACAAAUCCUGGCGCAUCGGGAUCCAAAAACAUUCCCAGAUCACUAUCAAGCCCAUUGCUCCUCUAUAGACACAGUCUCGGCCGUUCUUGAUGAGAAAGGUGAAACGAAACACAUUGAGUACUUCCAGGGCUACACUCAAUUUUGUGUGCCUGGUCUUCCUGUUAAUUUGCCUGCUCACAUCGAGGAAAGCAUUUUGAUGCUACCUGAAAUGGUGGAACUGAGAAGCCGCAUCGGAGAUCUCAGAAAGUGCAAUAAUCAGACGGAUCUUCGGGACGCGAAGCUGCGUUACAGGAACGCAUUGGUUCGGCAACGCCGGUUUAAACUCAAAAGGUAUCAAACUUCUUGGGUACAGGCGAGAAGGGAUCAAAAAAUCCUCAACCGUGGCAAAGAGCAGCCGGUCUCAGUGACAAAUGAUGUUUGUAUACGUGCUCAGAGUUUGAUCAUGCCUGAAAUUGCGCGAAUCGCAACAGCGAUGUCCCGAACCACUGAGUUGUCCUUCGAAGAGAAAAUCAUGUUCGUCAAAGACUUACAGACUCAAUGCUUCCGCGAUUUUGAUGUGGUCUACCUUCCCAAUGAAAGUCCAAUUCAUAGUGCCUGUCCGGCGAAAGCCUGCCAGGUCAUCAUUACAAGUGGCAACCUGAGGCAACACAUCGAAGAACAGCACAUGUGUCGGCUCCAGUGGCCUACAACAAAGCCAGUAUGCGGUUGUGCCCAAGAAUUCGACAAUGAGCGUGACCUUCGACAUCAUUUGCACGACAUCCACGGGCUCAACAAAGCUAUUUGGUCUAGUCCAAAGCUUCCGAGGAAGAGAAAGCGUGCCUUCAAGACGGAGCUGGAAGCACAAAGAUCUUCGACAGAGCUAGAGGAGGAGCGACCCAAAAGGUUGCGCUUUUACCCUCAUCCGCCUCCGCGUCACGAACAGCAGCCAGACCAGAUAUUUGUGCCCAUUUCUGCAUCGCUUUCGUACGUUGAGGAACAUCCCGAACGAUAUUACUGUUCGGAACUCAGUGAUACUCCAAGUGAAAGCAGUAGAAGUAGCGCAGCUGCAUCAUACUUUCCCGCAGCAGAUUCUUCACUCAGCUCCCCGCCAACAACUCCCGGUCUUGAAGUCAUUGACCCUCGGAUCCUCAAGCCAAUUGAACUUCGCAUGGGAGAUGAUUGCGAGCCUUACAACCAAGCAACUGUUCAGCUGGACCCGCCCGAUCUCUCUAUGGACGAGCUGGCGGCAAAGAACGAACCCUACACUUGCCAAAAGCUGUCUAAACGAUCUAGCAAAGAUUGUGCUGGCAAAGAAGCAAAUGAAAGGCCAGGCAAGGCUUUACGACCAGAUUCUCUCAUCUCCCCCAGCAAUCAAAGGCCGAAGCUUAGGCGUGAGGAGUACCAUCAUAUGCAGGCAGAAUCCGACGACAAAACCCUUUCUGGUAAUCAAGCCUGUGUCUCGCUCACUCGAGUCAAGCCAAGAUCACAGUCACCGCUCAAUAAUCUGGGUGAUCUGAGUACUCGCAAGCUCCGUCAGAAGCUUAAUACAAGAGAAAAAUGA
Messenger RNA from Penicillium bovifimosum, 2679 nucleotides. RefSeq lists its product as uncharacterized. Gene Ontology annotation, biological process: DNA recombination; DNA integration. The record is from RefSeq and is a predicted model, not a curated record. Gene Ontology annotation, molecular function: DNA binding. The coding region runs from base 1 to 2679 and encodes 892 amino acids. Lineage: Eukaryota; Fungi; Ascomycota; Eurotiomycetes; Eurotiales; Aspergillaceae. The transcript is spliced from 7 exons.